This is a messenger RNA of Jaminaea rosea, 791 nucleotides long. Its product is annotated as ACN9-domain-containing protein. Gene Ontology annotation, cellular component: mitochondrial intermembrane space; mitochondrion. Bases 72 to 701 code for a protein of 209 amino acids. Gene Ontology annotation, biological process: mitochondrial respiratory chain complex II assembly; succinate metabolic process. The transcript has 2 exons. Lineage: Eukaryota; Fungi; Basidiomycota; Exobasidiomycetes; Microstromatales. The record is from RefSeq and is a predicted model, not a curated record.
CACCAUCACAAGACUAGAUAGACCCUGAUCGACGCAUAGAGCUCCUCAUCACUACCUCCUCUCUCGCAGACAUGGUUCACCCAACCACUCUCCGCUCCCUGCAAAGGACAGCCCGCCUGCUCAGCGACAACCUCCCAUCAUCCCCUGCCGCAUCCUCCUCUUCUUCCAUCUAUCAGCGAGCCGCCUCUUCCCUCCUUCCCCCUCUCCCCCUGUAUCGUCGCCUCCUUCGAGCUCAUCGCACCAAGCUCUCCUAUGAAAUGCGAUCAUUAGGCGAUACUUACCUUCGGGAUGAGUUCAGGCGACACAGAAGUGUAACCAACCCGCUGCAGGUUGUGGGCUUCUUGGGCGGGUGGAAGAUUUACUUGGAUCAGUUGGAAGGAGAACUUGAUGGUGGGAUUGCCGGUGCGACGACUGGUGAAGGUGGAAACAAGAGGUUCUUCGAGGGGAGGAAGUUGAGUGCUGAGGAGUUUGAGAAGCUCUCAGAAGAACAGCUCUACCAGCUGCACGAAUUCAUGACGGCCACGCAGGACUUGUAUGACCCCAAGGCACCUGGCCCACCUGGACCGCCGAGCGCCGAUGGGAGUGCUGAGACUGCAGAGGCGGCAGGGAGGAAGUCAGGAGCAGGUGAGGCUAAAGAGGGAGAGGGAGAGAAGGUCAUCAAGGAUAUCUUGGAGUCAUCAUCGCCGGAAAAGAGGAGAUGACGGGGAUGUUGAGGGCAUGAUGCGCACAUGAGAAGCUGGUGAGCGAGCCCGCUGUAGUGGAUGCGCCACUUUACCUCAGGCAAUAGACAG